AUGAAUACUGGCCGUGUGAACUUGUUGCUGACUUGUGCACCACGCAGCGACAUCGACAACUAUGCUAAGAUCUUUGACCUGGUUUCCGACUUGAUCGAUGAAUACUUUGAGAAGCACCUAUCUCUGACUCGAGAAGAGGCAGUAAAGCUACAUCACCAGUACCAUACGGACUAUGGACACUCGAUCGAGGGCUUGGUCCGACACCACAAGAUUGACCCCAUAGAGUACAACGCCCAGGUUGAUGACGCGCUGCCCCUCGAGGAUAUCUUGAAGCCAGAUGUGCAACUCCGAAAGCUGCUUGAGUAUGUCGAUACCUCUAAAGUCCGGCUCUGGUUAUUAACCAACGCGUACGUGACUCAUGCCAAAAGAGUUAUCCGGAUUCUUGGUGUCGAGGAUCUCUUCGAGGGGUUGACGUACUGCGAUUACUCGCAAGUGCCCUUCAUCUGCAAGCCGAACAAGAAUAUGUUCCUAAAGGCUAUGAAGGAAGCUGGGGUGGAAUCAGUUCAGGAUUGUUACUUCGUCGGUAUGGCCUCCAUCCAUGAUGAGUCCUCAGAGGCGUUUCCACGUUGA
Colletotrichum chrysophilum is the source of this 570-nucleotide messenger RNA. RefSeq lists its product as uncharacterized. Gene Ontology annotation, biological process: pyrimidine nucleobase metabolic process; nucleotide catabolic process. Lineage: Eukaryota; Fungi; Ascomycota; Sordariomycetes; Glomerellales; Glomerellaceae. The transcript has 2 exons. The coding region runs from base 1 to 570 and encodes 189 amino acids. Gene Ontology annotation, molecular function: nucleotidase activity. The record is from RefSeq and is a predicted model, not a curated record.